AGGCAGGCAAGCAAGCAAGCAAGCAACCAGGAUUGCGACUCCAGAGAAGAAGAACACGCGCAGCCGGACGUGAGCGUCAGCAGCAGCAGCAGCAGCAGCAAGGAGCGGGAGUUGGAAUAGCACCACCACUACCAUAAUCAUCAUCGGCAGCGAAAGGACGAGGAAUGUAAAAGCAAUAUUCUUCAUGGCACUUUGAGGGGCUGUUCGCUCGGAAGGAGAACCGCCGCCGCAGGCCGACAAGCUGCCUCGUUCCUCUUCCAACGCUUGGGAAAGGCUGCUCGCAUCGAGCUGGAGGUAGCCCCGCAAUUUAGCCGCUCCCCCCCCCGCCCGCUAGAUUCCCAAACAUAGGAUAACUCCUCGCCGCCGUCUCCGUUGCGAAGCGCAGAGGAUCAAGGUAAAGUACCUCCCCUCCUCCUCCUCCCCCUCCGCACCGCUACCACCACCUUCGCCCCCCAGUGGAGCUAACGGCGGCUUGUCAGGACUCGGGACGGCGCGUCCAGCCUGGGCUUGAGUCGCCCCCCCCCUCCCCACACCCUCCGUCAGUGUGUCAGCUAUCGCUAGCAGCAUUAGCUCCGCUUCGGUUUUUACGUCUGGGAUGAUGGGUGACCGUCCGAACCCGCCCAGGGCUAUGUCCUCGGCAGCCACCACGCCCCCAUCCGUGGACAAAGUGGACGGAUUUUCCCGCAAGUCUGUCAGGAAGGCCAAGCAGAAGCGCUCGCAGAGCUCGUCCCAGUUCCGCUCUCAGGGCAAACCCAUCGAGCUCACGCCGUUGCCGCUGCUCAAAGACGUGCCGGCCCCGGAGCAGCCAGAGCUGUUCCUGAAGAAGCUGCAGCAGUGCUGCACCGUCUUUGACUUCAUGGACACGCUGUCGGACCUGAAAAUGAAGGAGUACAAGCGCUCCACGCUCAACGAGCUGGUGGACUACGUCACCGUCAGCCGCGGCUACCUGACGGAGCAGGCCUACCCCGAAGUGGUCAAAAUGGUGUCUCACAACAUUUUCCGGACCCUCCCGCCGAGCGACAGUAACGAGUUUGACCCCGAAGAGGACGAGCCCACGCUGGAGGCGUCCUGGCCUCACUUACAGUUGGUGUACGAGUUCUUCAUUCGCUUCCUGGAAAGUCAGGAGUUCCAGCCCAGCAUUGCCAAAAAGUACAUAGACCAGAAGUUUGUCCUGCAGCUCCUGGAGCUGUUCGACAGCGAGGACCCUCGGGAGCGAGACUACCUGAAGACGGUUCUGCAUAGAAUCUACGGCAAAUUCCUGGGACUGAGGGCUUUUAUACGAAAACAGAUCAAUAAUAUUUUUCUACGUUUUGUUUAUGAGACGGAGCACUUCAACGGGGUGGCGGAAUUGCUGGAGAUCCUGGGCAGUAUAAUCAAUGGUUUCGCCCUGCCGCUGAAGGCGGAGCAUAAACAGUUUCUGGUCAAAGUGUUGAUCCCGCUCCACACGGUCCGCAGCCUGUCGCUCUUCCACGCGCAGUUGGCGUAUUGCAUUGUACAGUUCCUAGAGAAAGACCCCACAUUAACGGAACCGGUCAUCCGAGGAUUAUUGAAGUUCUGGCCCAAAACUUGCAGUCAAAAAGAGGUGAUGUUUCUGGGCGAGCUGGAGGAGAUCCUGGACGUGAUCGAGCCCACCCAGUUCGUCAAGAUCCAGGAGCCGCUCUUCAAACAGAUUUCCAGAUGCGUGUCCAGCCCGCACUUCCAGGUGGCCGAGCGGGCGCUCUACUACUGGAACAACGAGUACAUCAUGAGCCUGAUUGAGGAGAACUCCAGCGUCAUCCUGCCCAUCAUGUUUGCCAGCCUCUACCGCAUCUCCAAAGAGCACUGGAACCCGGCUAUCGUGGCGCUGGUGUACAACGUGCUGAAGGCCUUCAUGGAGAUGAACAGUACUUUGUUCGACGAACUCACCGCCACGUACAAGUCAGACCGCCAGCGGGAGAAGAAGAAGGAGAAGGAGCGCGAGGAGCUGUGGAAGAAGCUGGAGGACUUGGAGCUCAAGCGAGGCCUACGGAGCGACGGCAUCAUCCCCACUUAACACUCCACACGAUACCCCGCGCCCUCACAUCGGCUGUAUCCCCCCAAAC
This is a messenger RNA of Hippocampus comes (tiger tail seahorse), 2081 nucleotides long. It is a transcript of the gene ppp2r5eb, whose product is annotated as protein phosphatase 2, regulatory subunit B', epsilon isoform b. Gene Ontology annotation, cellular component: protein phosphatase type 2A complex; cytosol; nucleus. Gene Ontology annotation, biological process: protein dephosphorylation; signal transduction. The transcript has 14 exons. The coding region runs from base 596 to 2032 and encodes 478 amino acids. The record is from RefSeq and is a predicted model, not a curated record. Gene Ontology annotation, molecular function: protein phosphatase activator activity. NCBI's taxonomy places the organism in Eukaryota, Metazoa, Chordata, Actinopteri, Syngnathiformes, Syngnathidae.